Gossypium arboreum is the source of this 3128-nucleotide messenger RNA. RefSeq lists its product as uncharacterized. NCBI's taxonomy places the organism in Eukaryota, Viridiplantae, Streptophyta, Magnoliopsida, Malvales, Malvaceae. The record is from RefSeq and is a predicted model, not a curated record. Gene Ontology annotation, molecular function: protein binding. The coding region runs from base 280 to 2127 and encodes 615 amino acids. The transcript has 4 exons.
UUAUCAAAAUCCUCAAAAGAUUUUUUAUUACCAAAAAACCGUGAUCUUUUUACCUCCAAAUUCCUUGCCCUAACCUCGUCUCAGAAUGUCUAAAACCAUUAAAAAACACAAGUCAAAAAGUUGCUUACUAACAGUUUCCCCACAUCAAAUUCAACAUAAAAUUAUAAUUAUAUCCAAAAAAAACAAUAAACCCAGAUCCAAAAACACACACUUAAGAUCUGGGUUUAUCUAGAAUCAUUGAAUCAACACUACCUUCAAUCAGUAUUUUGUUCCUUUCCAAUGGCAAAUCCCCACAAAUCCAGGUUCUUUCUUUUCUUCUUCUUCAUUUGUCAUUUCAUUUUCAUUUCUACACCUUUUCCCACUGUUUUAGCAAACUCUAAGCACGAAUUUAGUGAUCCCCAUGAAGUUUUAUUGCACAAACUUGAAGAAUUAGUGAAGAAUCUUAGUGAAGUAGUUUCUAGAUUAGAAACGAAGGUUUUAAAGGAAUCUUCAAAAAUUGAUGAUGGGGUUGGAAGUAAAGAUGAAACUAGUUUAAUAAAAUAUGAUGGUAGGAUGAAAUAUCAAGGAGAUGAGGAAAAAAAGAAGGGUGUUUCGGUUACGAAAUACAGUCCGUUUUGGUCUGAGAGGUUUCGGUUUAUGUCAGCUUUGAAAUUAGGGUCCGCCGCGACGUGUAUUAACAUCUUGCCGUUUCGUGAUUAUGAGGGAUUUAGUAAGUAUGUUGGUGUUGGAGAUGAAAGAGGAAGGGUUUAUGUGUUUUUAAGGAAUGGGGAUGUUGUUGUCGAGUUUUAUACCGAAUGUGAAUCGCCGGUUGUAGCGAUGGUUUCAUAUAUGUCUGUCUAUAAGAAUGAGAGUUUUGUUGUUACGGGGCAUCAAAAUGGUGCGAUUUUGAUGCAUAGGGUUUAUGAGAGAUUGAAUGGAGAAGAUUUGAGUUCACUUGUCAUGGAAACGGUUGGUAAAUUUGUGGAAGGAAACGGGUUACCGAUAACUACAUUGGAAGUUCAUCAUGUUGGGAGAAUGAGGUAUAUUUUGUGUACCGAUCAUAGUGGGAAAAUCCGAGUUUUUAGAGAAGAAGGAACGCUUUACGGUUCCGCCAUGCCAAGAAGUAGGCCACUUGUGUUCUUAAAGCAAAGGCUUUUGUUUUUAACAGAGACGGGUGCUGGGUCAUUGGAUUUACGGAAUAUGAGAAUUAAGGAAUCGGAAUGCGAAGGGUUGAAUCAUUCUCUUGCUCGGAAUUAUGUUUUUGAUGCAACGGAACGGUCCAAAGCUUACGGCUUUACAUCCGAUGGUGAUUUGAUUCAUGUUCUGUUGUUGGGUGAUAUUAUGAACUUUAAGUGCCGGGUUAGGUCCAAGAAAAAUUUGGAAAUGAACGAGCCUCUUGCGUUUCAAGCUAUUAAGGGAUACUUGAUUAUUGUCAAUACUGAAAAGGUUUUUGUGUUUAACGUUUCUACACCGCAUUACGUUCGAGCCGGUGUGCCACGGCUUCUUUUUUCUGCCUCUUUGGAUGAGAUCAAGUCAUCGUUUUUAACUUACCAAGUGAUGGAUACAAAUAAAGAGAGAGUACAAGUGAUGCCUGUAAUAGCCAGUGAUCGUGAAACACUAAUUGUUCUUGGACUUGGACGCGAGUAUGUAGGGAUGUAUCGGUCUAACCUUCCGGUUCUUAAAGGGGAAUCUAAUACAAUGCUAUGGACCAGCCCGGUGUUGUUUUUCAUACUUUUCUUAUUCGGGGCAUGGCAAUUCUUUGCAAAGAAGAAAGAGGCAUUUACUUCAUGGGGAACCGAUGAUCCUUUUAGCUCCUCAUCAGCUACAAAGAGUGCCCCAUUAGGAUCUAACACUGGUGAGAGGCCGUUUAUAGAUUCUUCUUCACGAAGUUCCGAUAUGGUUGACUUAAGAAGCAGCGGUCUUCGAGGUCGACGCUAUGCAUCUCCUUCUCGGUAUCCAAGUGGAGCUACUACCACUUCUUUCAGGCCGAAUUCUGCUGAUCCAAUCUCUAGACCUGCUCCCAUUGAUCCAAAUUAUCGAGCUGCUCCGGAACUAAAUUAUAGGAGUUCAACCCUUGAACCAACCGGCUUUUCUAAACGAAGAGAGAGUUUAUUCGUGAACACCCAGGCCACGGAUGACAAAAGUUAAAACUCUUACAAAAGGAAGGGUUCUUUAGAUUCUUUUGGCUGUUCAUAACGAUAUUAUGAAGCCUUUUGAACCUGCCAUGUUGUAAUUUUAGUUUUUCUAUAACUUAAAACAAGAAAAAAUGAAAGAAUUUUAAGCUCGAUCCUUUUUGAAGGAGACUUUCGAGAAUCAUUUUGUCCUUGAUGAUUCUUUGAUUUCGUUUUAGUAGGUUUUUAUAAUUCUUUUAAUUUGAUUUUUGGAAGCUCGGAUCAGUUCAUGCAGCUAUUCAUAAGUGUUUAACAGGCUUCUUAUACAUGACCCUGAUCAGCCGAGGAAAUGGAUCAAAUGAGGUUGUACUUCACUAUUGAAACUCAAAAGGGCAUUCGUGUUACUAUAAUUUGAGCAGCUGUUUUCGUAAAGCAGAACAUUCUUAUGGACCACUCCGUUCGCUUUUUGAGAGAGACAUGGGAGAAUGGCUGGAACCAUCCAUUCUACGUUUUAACUGCUUGUAGGCUACCUUGAUAUCGACACUCGUUUAAUCAACUUUCCAGUGUAGUCUGUGAUGAGAAUAUGAUUGUAGUUGUACUGGUACCGACACUCGUGACUUGGACUCAAAUACCGGAAUCAAGAGUUUGUUGACAUGCUUUUACAAUCCGAGAAGGAUCCGACCAAGUGCACUGUAUAGGUUUACAGCCAUUAAUUCGAAUCCAUUGUCGAUUCAGUGCCAAAGGUAAUCUUUCCAUGAACCCGUGUUCUUGUCGAUUUUCCUUUUUCAUCGAAAAAUUAUCAAAUGAAAAGAAAGAAAUAACAGGGUUAUAAAACCGUUCGUAACAAGGACUUCCAUUGUUACAUCUUUUACUCGAUUUUGUCUUCUGAGUGUCGGAUGUGUCCGACAUGUAUCCGAACAUGCAUAUGGUUAAUUUCGUAGUUGUAGCCAAUAGGGCUAAGCAAAAAAAUCGAGUAACUAAAAAUUGACUCGAAUCGUGGUGAUUGGACAGUUUGGGAAUAUAAAAUUAGUCACUCAA